GGGCAUACUCAGUGUUGGACACUCUUGAAUGUAUCUGGCAUCCGUGGCGGCUAAUUUCUGUGGAAGAAGUACAAGUGCGAGUACGUCCUAAGAGAGGCGGGAGGGGGAAGAAGGGGAACAAGUAGGAGGGCGGAUUAGGAAGACAGGGGGACGGAGGAGAGAGGGGGAGAGGAACGGGGAGGAGAUAAGGGGUUGUAGAGGAACAGGCGCACGAAGAGGGGGAAGGAGGAGGAGGCGGAGGAGGAGGAGGAGGUAAGGUGUUAGGGACGAACUGUAUAGAGGGAUUGACAGAGAGAUAGUACGAGGAGGGAUAGGAGGAGAAGAAAUAGAGGAAGAAGAGGAGAGGGAGGAGACGUGGAAUAGGGCGGGGGUUUUAGGGGAGACAAGGAAAAGCAAGGACCCACAGUCACGAUGGGUGACCCACUACACGAGCUGCUAAUGUCCCCGUCCGCGUGUCCCGAUCCCGUCAGGCCGGCUGCUCUCUCUGCCGCCGAUUUGCACGCUUGUCUUCAGCGCCUUCGUCAACGAUCGGAGGAGGUGAAAGCGAAAGUUCGUGGACUUGUCACAGCGCUCAGUGACGCGGAUAAGAGUGUGGAUGACGUGGCACCCCUAGCCGCGGAGAUCCCGCGGCUGCUAGAGCGCCUCCUUCCUGGAAUUGCGCUUGGUAAUGGGGGGGUCUGCGAAGAACUCGCAGUAGAAGACGACAAGGAUUCCCCGGCCGCGGGAUCUCGACUUGCCUCCGAGGUCGGACUGAAACCGACCGCGACCGCGGGGACGACGAUCACAGGUGGCGUGGCGGACAUCGAGUCCUCCACCUCCACCUCCACCACCAUUACCACCACCUCCUCCUCCUCCUCCUUCGCUGACGCAUGUUUCCCGCCUUCUGUGUCGGCGCGCGGGGGCGACAUUUCUGCAACUGCCCGGCAUGCGAGGAGGGUCAAGCGAGAGCUCCGGGAAAUCGAGGACUCUAUCGAGACGGUAGAAAUGGUGGUGGGAGUCCACGAAGUGCUCACGAUGAUAGACAAAAGCUUGCUGAGAGGGGAGAUCGUGGACGCGGCCAGAGCAGUUGUGCGCCUAGAAAGGGCAAUCAUUCAAGCUGGAGUGAAGAGAGAAGCAGGUGGAAAAGAUGAUGAUGAUGAGGAGGAGGAGGAGGAGGAGCGUGUUUUGGAGAACGUCGGUGAAGAAGAGGUAGGGUUGCCAGUUGUGUUGUCGGAAGGAAGAGGAGAAGGUGCGCUUGCAUCUGGUGCGCCAUCUGCCACGGUGGCGGUCAUCGAACAGGUGGCUGCAGAGGGUGGCGAUGGCGGUCAGCAGCAAGCCAAGGAGAGGGAGCAGAGACACAGCGAGAAGGCGGAGGAGGAGAUCCGCUUGUUUGGUAUCCUGGCGCUUGCAUCCGGUGCGCCAUCUGCCACGGUGGCGGUCAUCGAACAGGUGGCUGCAGAGGGUGGCGAUGGCGGUCCGCAGCAAGCCAAGGAGAGGGAGGAGAGACACAGCGAGAAGGCGGAGGAGGAGAUCCGCGUGUUUGGUAUCCUGAGAAGCGAGUUCUCGCUGAGAAAGACAAAGUUGAAAGGUAUUCUUGAGAGUCUGUUUCGGCGCGCAUUGGUGAUCGACCGGAUUCAUUGUGAGCUCAGGUGGAUGCCAAUAGUGCAGCUCUUUCGAAGACACAGUGGUGGUAAUUCCGGCCAGAUCACCGGAACGGAUCUGAAUGAUACGGAUGUCGAUGUCGGUUUUGGUGACAUUCUUGAUGCUUUGGAGAUUGCAGGCUGGCUGGAUCUGAAACUGGCGAGCUUAGCAGAUACCAUGUUCACGAGAAUUUUUCUCUCGGUUAUCAAGGACCAAAGGAUCAAUCUUGAAGUCAUCUAUGUUGACAAGGAUGCUUCGGCUUACAGUAGCGAGAAGACAGAGAUGGAGGAGGAUAAAUCUGGAGUGGAGAAAGUGCACCAAGGACAAGGCAGGGAGGAUUCUGGAAGAGGAAACCAAAAAGUUGGAUCGAAGAUUGUAGUUCUCAGCUGGCGGGCAACAGCAGAAGAAGGAGGAGGAGAAGAAAAGGUAGGGGAGUUGACUCUGCCAGAGGCUUUCCGGAAGAUUCUUGUUGUGGUGCAGUUCAUCCGGGAGCAUAUCAUGGGGGGCAAACCUGUGCGAAUGCGGCAGCUUGGUCGAACUCUCUGGCCGAGGCUAGCAGAAGCAAUCAUCAAAGGCCCACUAGGGAAGGCUGUGCCAAACAAGACUGCGGAGCUGGCAGAUUUCCAGAAGGUGGCAGAUCUAACGGUGGGAUUUGAGCAAUCACUUGUCCAAGAAGGGCUAAUUUCAUUUCCUGAUGAUGCGGAGGAGACUGCCAAUGAAAGUGCUCCAGCUGAGGAGAAGGAGAAGAUUGCAAGUGGAGAGAGUGAGGGGACCACGCAUGGCGAUGGCGAUGCAGCUGGUGGCAGGAGUUCGGAUACAGGUGCUGUCGGCAGGGCUAGUAGCAGCAGAGAGGUAUCAGCAGCAGCAAAAGCACAAGUGCUUCUGCUGAGCACUUUUGCUGCCGAUGUCGAUGUCCACUUUGCUGUGAAGAAGAGGAAAAGGGUUGUUGUCAAGGCACGGGAUCUGCUGAUGAACUCAGAUUUUGCUCCUGUGGUGGUGUCCAGCAGAACAGAAAUCUUCCUUGAUCGGAGCCUGCUGGAAGGAUAUGAACGGCUGGGGAAGGAUGGCGGCAGAGGAUCGAACGGUUGGAAGAGAGAGUCAGAUGCAAAGGGGGUAGAGAGGAUUAAUGACCCCCCGCACCCCGAUCCAGACAGUGUGCUGGAGGCAGAAGUUGUGCAGUCCGAGGAUGUGAGCAGUCCUGGCUCAAAGGCGGACUUUUGUGAUGCAAAACUGGAAGUGGACGAUGAAGGACGGUUCUUUCUCUUGGAGACAUGCCGUGUUUCCAUCGCCGCCAAACAGCUGGUUCUGAUAGCUCAUCAAGCAAUGGAGGAGGCAUGUAUUUCCACAGAGCGGACAGCAAUGGAUCUCUAUCAUGCGGGAAGAGAUGCGCUUCUGCUGUACAGGGCAAUUGUUCCUGUCAAGCAUGCUGCUCAGCUUUCAAGAAGUGCACUGCUUGGGAUGCUUCUGUACAAUGACUGCCUCUACAUAGCCCAUCAUCUCAUGACAAUGGGAAUUCAGUAUAGGCGGAGUCUUCUUCCUUCUCUGCGACGUAAGGUGGUAUUUGUGGACCUGGCACGGUCCUUCCAGUUGAUGGCAGAAGAUGCUUGUCUCCAACACAUAGAACUACAGCAUUCAGAGUUGAUGAAGGCUCUGGACCAGGGGCAAGGAUUCCGAUACACUGACGAUCCACAACAUUACCGCGAUGCAAGUAGCGCCCUUCGACAGGCAGUAGAUAUUUUAACACGGCUGGCAGCAAUCUGGAAGCCCAUCUUGUCAAAGAAGGCAUACCUGCAUAUAAUGGGUGCUGUAAUGGAUGGAGCUGUGGCCAGGUUGGUAGCUGACGUGAUCUCACUGCAGGACAUGGCAGAGGAAGAAACUGUUCAGUUGCGGGCUUUGCUUUCCUAUUUUGUCAAGGCUCUUCCCCCACUGCUGGAGCUCGAUUCUCCUGGUGGGACCACGGCCGGUGAGGUGAUGGAGGAUCUGCAAAGCAAGGGCCCAUUGUCUGAAGCACUUCGUCGGUUGGCCAGGGAGAGGGCAGAAGGGGAGUGCGACCAUGGUGUGGGAGGGGUGAGAGUACCGCCCACACUUCAUGGUGAGGGUCGAGGAUCAUUAGGCCAUGGAUCAACAGGCCUGUUGGGAGUGAAGGAAGGAUCGUUGACAAUGGAUGACGCUCUUCCGUCUUGGAAGAAGUUGCUCAAGUUGAUAGAGGUUUUGGCGCUUCAUCUGACCCAGCUGGCAGAGGCAUGGGAGAGGGGAGAGCUCUACUCAAGCGGAUUCACACAGGCUGAGGUUAGGAAUCUGGUGGAGGCCAUUUUCUCCGAGACACCGCAGCGGAAAGAUUGCUUGAUGCGAAUACUUGCUAAGAACUUUGGUCAGGAUAGUUCAUAAAAGUGAAUCAGAUCUAGAUAAUUAUAUCUGCCCCAACAACGCAAAGAUCUCUCUCUCUCUCUCUCUCUCUCUCUCUCUCUCUCUCUCUCUCUCUCUCUCUCUCUCUCUCUCUCUCUCUGUGCCCCAAUAACGCAAAGAUCUCUCUGCAAAGAUCUCUCUCUCUCUCUCUCUCUCUCUCUCUCUCUCUCUCUCUCUCUCUCUCUCUCUCUCUCCGUGUGUGUGUCUGUGGUAGCAGAUACAUCAAGGACUCCAUUUCACAGAUGGAUACAUACAUACGUACAGAGAGAGAGAGAGAGAGAGAGAGAGAGAGAGAGAGAGAGAGAAGGUUGAACGACAGGUGGAUGGAUCCUGUGGCUGCACCUUCUCAUGCAACCAGGAUGCAUCGGGAAAUUGUGUCAUAUGCCAGUAACUCUAUACCAGAGUAGAUACUGAAUACUAAACAGCAGUGCUAUAUGGGUCAAUCAAGGUAUAGCCUGAACCCACUCGUUACCUGUCUUCCCUUCCGAACGCCCUAGUUAAUAAAAAUAAGAAUGUUCA
Molecule: messenger RNA, 4545 nt
Organism: Chara braunii
Lineage: Eukaryota; Viridiplantae; Streptophyta; Charophyceae; Charales; Characeae
Source: the annotation of a GenBank genome assembly